Humulus lupulus (European hop) is the source of this 936-nucleotide messenger RNA. RefSeq lists its product as uncharacterized. Gene Ontology annotation, molecular function: zinc ion binding; nucleic acid binding. The transcript has 2 exons. Lineage: Eukaryota; Viridiplantae; Streptophyta; Magnoliopsida; Rosales; Cannabaceae. The record is from RefSeq and is a predicted model, not a curated record. The coding region runs from base 1 to 936 and encodes 311 amino acids.
AUGCUAUGGGUUGCUACAAGAGCUACCACCAAAGAGGAAUGGACAAGGAGAAUGAAUGAGAUUAAAUCAGUGAAUGAGGGUGCUUUCAAUUGGUUGUCUAAGAAAAGCCUGGAAGAAUGGACAAAGUCACAUUUUAGAGAGCGUGUCAAGUGUGAUAUGGUACUCAAUAAUUUAUGUGAGAGUUUCAAUUCAGCAAUAUUAAUGGCUAGAGAUAAGCCAAUUAUCACUCUUUUGGAAAAACUUAGGUUUUGGUUGAUGUGUAGAUUUUAUACAAAAAUGGAAACUAUAUCAAGGAUGGUGCACCCUGUUGGCAAGAGGAUCUUGCAAAUAAUCGAAAAAAACAAAAAAGUGGCAAGGAAUUGUUUCCCAAAAAGGUUUGAAAAAACUAAAUUUGAAGUGACAUUUAUGAGCAAUGAGACCUUCGUGGUGGACUUGGUUACAAAGGCUUGCACAUGUAGGGGCUUUCAGUUGACUGGCAUACCUUGUGGUCAUGCCUUAGCAUGCAUCUGGUUCAGUAAUGUACAACUUAUGGACUUUGUUGAUGAUUUCUACAAGAGGGUAGCACUUGAGGUUACAUAUGCUGGAGUGAUUGAACCCAUGCCAAGUCCUGACAAAUGGCCAAAUAUUGGGUUGAAUCCUGUAAUCCCUCCAGAACCUUCAAACAUGCCUGGGAGACCCAAAAAAUCAAGGAACAGAGAGGUAGAUGAACCACCACCUGGCUCUACCAAAUCAAUGAGAUUUGCACAGGUGAACAAAUGCAGCAACUGCAAGCAAACAGGUCAUACUUAUCGAACUUGUAAGAAUGCAAAAAUUAUAAAGCAUUUGCCUUGUAAGAAGCUUGGUCGUCCACCAAAGAAGAAUCCAAAGCAAGAAACUGUGAAAAUGAAGGAGAGGGCACAGAGACAGAAAGCAAGAGUAGAUGCCCAAAUGCAGUAG